AUGUCGCAAGGCAAUGUGGCCGGGCACGAAGGUGCCGAAGGUAACACAAAGCUUGCGUGUCGCAGAGCGAUGCGGCUAGGCACGGGGGGUGCCGAAGGCAACACAAAGCUCGCAUGUCGCAAGGCAAUGUGGCCAGGCACGAAGGCACGGGGGUGCCGAAGGCAACACAAAGCUCGCGUGUCGCAAGGCAAUGUGGCUGGGCACGAAGGUGCCGAAAGCAACACAAAGCUUGCGUGUCGCAGAGCGAUGCGGCUAGGCACGGGGGGUGCCGAAGGCAACACAAAGCUUGCAUGUUGCAAGGCAAUGUGGCCGGGCACGAAGGCACGGGGGUGCCGAAGGCAACACAAAGCUCGCGUGUCGCAAGGCAAUGUGACUGGGCACGAAGGUGCCGAAGGCAACACAAAGCUUGCCUGUCGCAGAGCGAUGCGGCUAGGCACGGGGGUGCCGAAGGCAACACAAAGCUUGCAUGUCGCAAGGCAAUGUGGCCGGGCACAAAGGUGUUGGAGGCAACACAAAGCUUGCGUGUCGCAAGGCAAUGUGACUGGGCAUGAGCAGCAGCGCCGGUUGAUGGCUGAGUGCCUAAGGCAUCGCUCGCGCCAGUUGAUGGCUGGGUGCUAA
Molecule: messenger RNA, 618 nt
Organism: Prunus armeniaca (apricot)
Lineage: Eukaryota; Viridiplantae; Streptophyta; Magnoliopsida; Rosales; Rosaceae
Source: the annotation of a GenBank genome assembly